AUGAAGGGCCUUCGCAAAUUCCACGACUGCACCCAAGACGACCUCAUCAACUCAGCCAACCUUCGCGGCCUCGAUACAACCGGCACCCGCACCGUACUCAUCGCCCGUCUGUACGACUUCGAUCUCGACAAGAUGAAGAGAGGAUACCGAGCCCGAGUCAUUGAGGACCUCGAGAGCCAUUCCGAUGCUGCAAUGCGCAAGUCCCGCAUCAACCACAUCCACAACAGCGUGGUCCAGGCCGCAACUGCCGCGUUCCAGGCGGAGCGAGCAUACCUGAAUCAGCGUAUGGCCAAUGCCGAACAAGAUCUCCAGGACAAGGUGAAGUCAGCUGAGGAUUUUGUUCGGGUCGAGAGCGCCGUGCUUGCAAAAGCUAUCGAGGACAUGGAGAAGCGCAAGCAAGAGAUGAGAUUGGCUAGGACCGCGGCGAGAUUGGCUAUGAACGCGGAGAGAUUGGCUAGGUCGGCGGAGAUCCAACUCAUCCGACAGCAACACUCGCAGACAACUUCACAGCUCCCCAAAGAAUGA
Molecule: messenger RNA, 525 nt
Organism: Drepanopeziza brunnea f. sp. 'multigermtubi' MB_m1
Lineage: Eukaryota; Fungi; Ascomycota; Leotiomycetes; Helotiales; Drepanopezizaceae
Source: RefSeq, a predicted model, not a curated record